This is a messenger RNA of Xyrauchen texanus (razorback sucker), 4301 nucleotides long. Its product is annotated as unconventional myosin-X-like. NCBI's taxonomy places the organism in Eukaryota, Metazoa, Chordata, Actinopteri, Cypriniformes, Catostomidae. Bases 660 to 2957 code for a protein of 765 amino acids. Gene Ontology annotation, cellular component: cytoskeleton. The record is from RefSeq and is a predicted model, not a curated record. The transcript has 13 exons. Gene Ontology annotation, biological process: signal transduction.
GCUGAUGUUUCGGAGAACAGAGAGGAGAGAAGAAGCCGAUUAAACAGUCACAUAUGUAAUGCAGUUCAUCAACUCUCCUUUUGAAUGUACCUCUGGGAUUAAAUAUUUGUAUCAGUCUUUGCCUCAAAUUGGAUAGGCCUACGUGUUUUGGAUUUAGAUGAAAAAGCUCUUUGUCAAGAUAUCUCAACAGAAUUCUGGAGUGAGGGACUGGGUAGUACAAAAACCUUAAACUUAAACGUCAGAAAUGUAGGACUUAUAUAUAUACCAGUUAUAUUUACUAUCCUUUAAUUCGCAGUUUUGUCUGCAUGUUUGUUUUUAAUUGUGUUAACGGGACACCGGAAUUCUGCUUUAGGAGUGCAUCCCUCGUUUUUUCGUUCGUCUGCACAGGUUUUCAGUCGUUUUCUAUGUUUUUCAGCGUCUUGCACAGGAGUGUUUGUUUUUAUCAAGCUAAAAAAGAACUCCAACUUUAAACAACGAGUUUCGAGACACCUGCGUCCGGUUGUACUCGUUGCGUUUUUUUAACGCCCCCUGUAACACUUGGAUCGGCCCGUUUUAUACGACUAGACAUUCUCCAUCUGUCCCAUCUGCUCAACAGCACUGGAACGGGGGACAUCACAGGACAUUUACGGAUAGAGACUGGACGACAAGCCGUGAUUUGAAUGCCGUUGCAGGGACUUUGCUGGCUUGUGUGCUGCAGACACGGCUUUAGUUUGUUGGCUCGGGAUAAUGGGGAGAAAGAGGAGGAAGAGUCUUUUGAGUUACGCAAUCAGAACGAGAAGACACACACGGGACGGGGGCAACUAGAGGUCACACUGUCUCAGCCCACUCGCUCAACCAAUGGCACUCCCUGUGUGUCAGGAGUUCCUGAGGAGAAGAGAAGUCUCAUCACAGAGAAGAGCAAGAUGCCGGUGGAGGAAGAGCCUGAGGUGCUUGUGAAGGGCUGGCUCCUGCGGGAGGUGCAGGGCGGCUGGCUCCGUCAGAGGAGGUUCUGGUUUGUGUUAACAGUUGACUCUCUCGAUUACUACAGCGGCCCGGACAGAGACGCUCGAAGACUGGGCACGCUUGUACUCACCUCCCUCUGCUCUGUGCUGUGGCCCGAUAAACAUACCUACAAACAGACAGGUUACUGGAGUCUGACGGUGUAUGGCCGUAAGCAUUCCUACAGGCUCUUUACAAAGCACUACAACGAAGCGGUGCACUGGGCCUGUGCCGUGCAGAAAGUCAUUGACAGCAAAGCGCCAGUGGAGACGCCAAGUCAGCUUCUCAUUCGAGACAUAGAGGAGAAUAAAUUCAAUCCAGAGAUUGUGGAAAACAUCUAUCAGCAUAAUCCCAUCCUACAGUACACACAGAGCCCUCUCUACGCCCCACUGUUGCCUUUUCCCUACGGCAGUCUCCACCACACGCAUAUGGCUGGUAAAGGUUAUACAUCCGUCCGUGAGGAGGCGGUGAGGCUGUUCAACUGUCUCCAGCAGUUAGAGUCAGCUCGCGAGCCCAUUCCUCUAAUCCAGGGAAUCCUGCAGACCUGCCUCGAUCUGCGACCGCUGAGAGACGAGCUCUAUUGCCAGCUCAUCAAACAGACCAGUGUCACCAACUCACGCUCACGCAGCCUGACACACCUGCAGACACAGCCAAAUCUGCAACUCAGAUACUGGCAGCUGCUCACCUGCAUGAGCUGCACCUUCCUGCCCAGCUGCAGCAUUCUCAAAUACCUGCGCUUUCACCUGAAGAGGGUUCAGAGUUUGUGUGUGGACCCAGAGGUGGAGAGCUACGCGUCAUUCAUUGCCCAAGCUUUGGAGAAGACACGCGGCCGUGAAUGUGUUCCCUCGUGGGAAGAGGUCCAGGGGCUCAUGGGGAGGCAGGAGAUAUUGUGUACUGUGCACUACCCUGGACCAAGCUGCUGCCAGAUUCCAAUCACCUCGCACACUACGGCUAAUGAGGUUGUGAGGAAGAUGGCAGAGCGCCUCGGACUGCAGGACAGCCGAAACACGUUUGCUCUCUUUGAGCAGAAUUCAUGCUGGGAGAAAUUUGUUGGAGGCAGCACCAUAAUCGCUGAUGUCAUCACCAGAUUUGAAAACCUGUCAGCUAAAGACCCAGACUCUGAGUCUCAGUGGAGACUCUGCUUUAAGCUCUACUGUCUGCUGGACACGGAUAACAUCAGCACAGACAGCAUUGAGUACCUCUUUCUCUAUGAACAGUGUCAUGAGAUGGUGGUGCGAGGGCAGUUGCCAGCCUGUGAGGAUGACCUGCUUUCCCUAGCGGCAUUGAGACUGCAGUGCCUGCUGGGGGAUUUCAGCGCCCUCUCUCCAUACCCACCCGUGGAGCAGCUCUUCCCAGCUGAAGUGGUGGAGGCCCGGGCCCUGCUGUCCCCUGUGGAUCCCACUGGCUGCCCUUCCUUCCCUGGGGGUCUGCUGGCCGGGACGCUGUGGGGGCACAAGCGUCGACAGGAACAGGAUCAAAGGCUACGGGCCAGACAGAGGGAGGAGGGCACUAUGGUUAUGUCAGCAAUUUUAGAGCGCUGGAAAGCCCUGUUGGGAUACAGUCACAGCGACAGCAUGGCCUCCUAUCUCACAAUCGCUCGCCAGUGGUCUGGGUUCGGCUGCACGCUUUAUGAAGUGGACUUCUACAUAAGUUCGACAGGAAGCUUCUCUCAGAAGUUGUGGCUGGGCGUGGCCGCUUCCUGUGUGUCUCUUUAUCGUCAGGGAGAGGCUGAAGCUCUGGAGUCUCUUCCCAUUGGUCAGAUCGUGUCCUAUGGUGUCUCUGACAGCAACACAUUCAGGAUAACCGCAGGAGAUCGGGACCUGCUCUUUGAAACCACCAAGCUGACUGAGAUUAUGCAGUUGAUGAAUGCUUAUUUCAGUGCCGCCAGUCGCCAGCUAGGCAAGGAUGACUGCAUCUCCAUAGAAACCAACCCUAAGCUCCACCCCUCCCUACUUGAACUACCUUCUCACCCGGUGUAAAGAGAGAGUCUCACACACAUAUGAACACACUGUGACUGACACACAUGCAUAUGCAGUCUUGGCUGAUUGCUCCCCUGUGCUCUGCAAAGCAGACAAACUAAGAUGUGACUGUAAUGUGGAAAGGAUUGGAUGGUGCCAGGGGAAACCACAACAAGAGAGCGAGUUCAGGAGAGAGAACUCAGCCUUGCUGCACCGCCUACCAAAUCCAGAGAGGACACAGGGCCCCAGCUAAAGAAAAUAGCACGAUUCAAGAGACUAAGAGGAAUUCUUGUCGUCUUAAUGCACUGCAGGAAAAGGAUGCCAACAUGUUGCCAUUUCACACAUACCAACACACACUUGAGCUGCUCUUUACGUUUCUUGAGAUACUUCUGCCAUUAAUCAAACUUCAUAUGACCUUGAAACAAAAGCAGGGUCAAGUCACUUUUCAUUACACAGACUUUCAGAACUGUCCUUUACAGAAGCGAUGUUUGUGUGUGUGAGAGUAAGAGAGUAGAACAGCAACGAAAGGAUCUUUAGCUUGUCUUUAUGAUGUGAGUGUAUUUGUGAAAAUACUUUGAGCCCGACCUGGUGCUGCUUGACUGAGCUGUUAGCUUACAAUAACUCAACCCUGGGCGUCCUGUAGCCACAACAGCCUCAGAUCCUUAGAUCCGGCUUAAACAAACUGAUUUAGACACCCUGUUGCAGUCUGGUACCUGUGAAGGUUAAUGACAUUGUCAAAUACAUGACCAUUUUGGUUCUCUCAAAGCAUCCCAGAUCUCAUUUGAUGUAUUAAAACACUGAAGAUGCGAGACAAAUAAUCAACGCUAUUGAUAUGCAACAUUAUCGUCCAAUGUUCUAUAGAUAUGACAUUUCCAUAAGAGCCUAACCUGUAGCCUUUGUUGUGCUUUCACGCUUAUGUCACCUUUAUGACUAAUGGUUCAAGCACAGUGUCUUUCAUCUGCUGAGAGAGCAUAUUGUCUUUCUAUAAUGUGUGUUUAGUUUCUCCUAGUUUUAUUUAUGGCUGUCUGUUGUAUACAUUGUGUGGAAGUUUGUUUUUUUAUUGUUCUUUUUACAUUUGUUUUAUAUAUCUUUCAUAAAGACCUGUAUUUGUAUUUUAGUGCUUGCGUUGGACAUAAUUACGAAGUGCUGAUGAUUUCAUAGUUAAAAUAUGAUGUCAUAUUGUUUCUAUACUUUUUAUUGUUAUUUGUUGCAUUUAUCUUCACCCUGUGGCGAAUGGCAACAUAUAUCUAGUUAAUAAUUAGUUCAUUACUGUAUGUAGAUCCAAAAGGAUUAUUAUUUGAUGUCAUAGUAAACCAAAUUCACCCUAAUCAAAGUCACGUUUAAACCUGGACCAAAUAUCUAGUU